AUGAGCGAACCAACCGGCCUGAUUGCCAAAUCCGGCAUUGAGCUCUUAACUUUCAGCACACCCAAUGGGUACAAGGUCUCCGUCCUCCUCGAGGAGCUCAGGGAGGCCUAUGGGAAACCCUACACCUUGCAGGCCAUCCACAUAGGCAAGAACACGCAAAAGGAGCCCUGGUACACUGACCUGAACCCCAACGGGCGCAUCCCCACCAUCGUCGACCACGACCGCGGAGGCUUCGCCGUCUUCGAGGGCAUCGCCAUCCUGAACUACCUGGCCCGCCACUACGACCCGGAUCACCUGUUCAGCUUCCCCGUCGACUCGGACGACUACAGCGUCGCCGAGCAGUGGAUGGGUUGGCAGCACGGCGGGCUCGGACCCAUGCAAGGCCAAGCAAACCACUUCCUCCGCUUCAUCAAGGAGAAGAUCCCCUACGCAACCCAGCGCUACGUCGGCGAAACGGAGCGCCUCUAUGGCGUCCUGGACGCGCGCCUGGCGGGUCGCGACUAUGUCGCCGGCCCCGGCCGCGGCCGCUACAGCAUCGCCGACAUGUCCAUACUCGGCUGGGCCAACAUGACCCUCGCCUCGGGGCUCGACGACUUCGCCGCCCAGUUCCCCAACGUCCAAGCCUGGCGCGACCGCCUGCUCGCCCGCCCAGCCGUCCAGAGGGGCCUCGCUGUGCCCAGCCGGAGUCCGUUCGGCAACGCCGAGUUCGAGAAGCGGCUGGCGGAUGACGAGGAUGGCGCUAGGGAGGCGCAGGAGCAGGUGAAGAAGUUUCUCGAGGAUGCGAAGGCGCAGUACAAUUACAAGUAUGCGUCGCCGUAA
Molecule: messenger RNA, 819 nt
Organism: Phialemonium atrogriseum
Lineage: Eukaryota; Fungi; Ascomycota; Sordariomycetes; Cephalothecales; Cephalothecaceae
Product: putative glutathione s-transferase
Exons: 3
Coding region: 1-819 (272 amino acids)
Source: RefSeq, a predicted model, not a curated record